CUCUCUCUCUCUCUCUCAGCAAGUUGCAACAGGAACUCAACUUCUUAUAGCGCAUCUCCGAGAACCUGCAUCACAAAACAGCGCAACAGUGGACAGAUCGGAUCUCUGGACGUGUUUUUACGAUGUGUCUGGAUCUCAUCCUCAAAGCAGAUCCUCACGUUUUCUAUAGGACGGAUAACAUUUGCGUCAAGCAUUAAUACAAUGCAGCAAAUGGAUAUUCAAAGACGUGCACUGUUAUAUCAUGUAGUUUAUCAAGCCACGCGUAAAGCUUCCAAGUUUCGUACAACUAGGAAAAGCAAAGAUUUGAUUCCUUUUUACGUCUGCAAUUUGAGAGUGCUGUUGACCUUUAUGUAAAGAUGAUCUAACCGCGUGUUCCGCGUUAAGACGCGCUUCUGUGCCGGAUCAGAGCAUCACCAUAAGCACCUGGAGCUCUCAUUCAGCGGCUGCGGCACCAAUGGCGUGAUCCUCGUCUUUGCAAUGGAUGAUAAAUCCAACAAACUCCUUUUAGUUCCCGUUUUGACCGUUUUGUUUGUGAUGAUCGGCUAUCAGUACAUCUGUCCAGCAGGCAGCACGUCCUGUCGGUUUGGCAACGGAGAGGGUUUUCCGUUCUCCAAAUAUCCAGCAGACGUCAAAAGAGAAGAGAACGAAGAAGACGCUUCGUUCAGAUUUCAGUCCAAAUUCAACUUCACGCGGGACGACCUCGAGCGCCACGUGGAUUUCGACAUCAAAGGGAAUGACGUGAUCGUUUUCCUCCACAUCCAGAAGACCGGAGGAACCACGUUCGGGAGGCACCUGGUGCGGAACAUCCACCUGGAGCGCCCGUGCGACUGCCGCUCCGGCCAGAAGAAGUGCACAUGCCACCGGCCCGGAAAAGCGGAGUCUUGGCUCUUCUCGCGCUUCUCCACGGGCUGGACUUGCGGUUUGCACGCGGACUGGACCGAACUCACGAACUGCGUACCUGCUGUGAUGAACAAAAAGCUAAAGAAAGACGCGCUGAACAGACGGAGCUUCUACUACAUCACACUCUUGCGGGACCCCGUGUCACGUUACCUCAGCGAAUGGAAACACGUUCAGCGUGGAGCCACAUGGAAGACGGCUCUGCACAUGUGUGACGGUCGUCCACCGACCCCUGAUGAGCUGCCGGCCUGUUAUAGCAGUGAAGACUGGACCGGAGUGACUCUGGAGGAGUUCAUGGCCUGCUCCUCAAACCUGGCCAACAACCGGCAGACGCGCAUGCUGGCUGACCUCAGUCUGGUGGGCUGCUACAACUUGUCCUCAAUGAGCGAAGAGCGACGCGCAGAGCUGCUCCUCAGCAGCGCCAAACGCAACCUGCGCCGCAUGGCCUUUUUCGGCCUGACGGAGUUCCAGCGUAAAACACAGUUUCUCUUCGAGAGGACGUUUGGCCUGCACUUCAUCGCCGCCUUCACUCAGAUCAACGGCACCCGGGCAGCCGGGGUCACGGUUGGGACAUCCACGAGAAGACGCAUAGAGGAGCUGAACGCUCUAGACAUGCAGCUGUACGAGUACGCAAGGGAGCUUUUCUUGCAUCGCAUUCAGUUCUGCCAUCAUCAGGAACGGCAGGAGGAGAAGAAGAGGAAACGGCAGGAGCGCAGGACCAUGAAGCAACAGAAAACAUCCGCCGUCUGGCAACAGGAGGACAACAGAGCAAAGGACACAGUGGGAAAAAUGGAGGUAACUGGGGUGACAGAGGACUACAGCAGUCAGGUGGUGAGGUGGUGAUUGCAUUGUUCUCUGGCUGUGUUCAGAAUUGCGUACUACAUACUAGCAUACUACUCUUAAGGUGUACACGGUGCAAACUAAUGCUCAGAUGGUUGAAGCUCAUAAAAUGUGAGAAGAAUUCGGACUGUACACACUGUCAGAAAUAAAGGUACAUGAGCUGUCACUGGAGCAGUACCUU
Molecule: messenger RNA, 1918 nt
Organism: Danio rerio (zebrafish)
Lineage: Eukaryota; Metazoa; Chordata; Actinopteri; Cypriniformes; Danionidae
Source: RefSeq, a predicted model, not a curated record